This is a messenger RNA of Naegleria fowleri, 3117 nucleotides long. RefSeq lists its product as uncharacterized. The coding region runs from base 1 to 3117 and encodes 1038 amino acids. Gene Ontology annotation, molecular function: oxidoreductase activity. The transcript is spliced from 2 exons. The record is from RefSeq and is a predicted model, not a curated record. NCBI's taxonomy places the organism in Eukaryota, Heterolobosea, Eutetramitea, Acrasida, Naegleriidae.
AUGCCUAAAACUAAGAAAAGCAGAUCAAGAAAGUCUGUAAAUGAUGACGAUGAUGACUCUGAAGAACCAUUACACGAAUUUGAAACUUCCUCAAUAGAUUCGUCUGAAAAUUCAAACGAUAACGACAUGGAAGAAGGCUCUGAUGAAAGCAACUCUAUUUCUUGGAGAGAUCGAUUGAAACCUUCAGUUUCUUCCCCAUCAUCCAAAAACUCAAAGAAAAGAGGUAAAUUGGAGAAGAAUAAAGGCUCAUCAUCAUCGUUGUCGGUUAAGAAGAAAAAACCAGCAAGAAAGAAAAAAAAGGUUUCCUCUUCGUCCUUGACUGAAAUAUCUCCUCCCUUCGUUGAUUUUACCACUACGGAUGAUUUCAAUGAUUCAUUACCAGACGCAGUUUAUUUUAGCAGACUUGUUUUGGAUAAAUUGACUAUGGAAGAAGUUAGAGACUUGCCCAUUCAAUAUUCCAUAGAGUUUCCGGAAGACUAUUUAGCGGUUAGAAAUGUCAUUCUGUUCAUGUGGUGGAAUGACAUUGCAACAUGGAUCAAUUGUGAUACUCUUUUAGAACAAAUUCCCAACCUUGCGUACAUUAAGAAGAAAACGAUUGUUUCACCAUCACUUUUAUCAGAAAUUAUAGUUGUAGCAUAUGAAUUUUUGAAUCGACAUGGAUUCAUCAAUUAUGGAUACAUGUGUAGCACUAGAUACCCAAAACCAGUGGAUACUAGUUUGAAACCCCAUCAUUUUGAGUUACUGAAAAGAACUCCAAUUCUGAAUAAGGAACAUAAGCAUGUGGUCGUUAUUGGUGCAGGUAUAUCUGGAAUUUUGGCUGCAAAAAAACUUCUUUCUCUUGGAUAUCAAGUUACAAUCAUUGAGGGGCGUGGAAGACCUGGUGGUAGAGUGUUUACUGAUUACUCUUGGACUGAUCAUUCUCCUGUUGAUAUUGGCGCAUCAAUUAUCACAAAUACGUCUGCUUCUCCGAUUGUAUGUCUUGCGAACCAAACAUUGAUCAACUUGGUAACCAUGCCAAAAGAAGAUCAGUUAUUUCAAUCGAACGGAAAAAAAGUUCCAAAAGAUUUGGAUGAAAAAUAUACCAAUCUCUAUAAUGAAAUUUUGGAUCGAGUUUGUUCCUUAAAAUUUCCUGAACAUGAAGAGGAACGAGAAUUGUAUCGAAGAGAUCCUAACUUGGGAUUUUCAGAUAGACAUCCCAAAGAUUUAAGUUAUGAAGCACGAGUGAACAAAACAGACAUGUCACUGGGAUAUGCUCUCGAUAAGAUGAUUGAUUAUUAUGUUAGUCAGGUCCCUGAGCAAGACCGAAAAACAAUGAAAGAGGUAUUACAUUGGCAUGCAGCAAAUCUAGAUUAUGGUGUUGGACAUGAUGUAGAAUCAGCCUCACUUUAUCAUUGGGAUCAAGAUGAUAUUUAUGAACUAGGUGGAGAUCAUUCUUUUGUAAAGGAAGGAUUUUCAAAGAUGAUUGAUAUGCUCUGUAAUGAUACCCAACAGUUAGAGAAUAAUGUGAUUCGUUUUAAUCAAAUGGUGACUGAAAUUGACUAUUCUGACCCGAAAAUAGUCAAGGUAAAAACAAAAACUACUCCCAAGUUCGAAAGUAUUCAUUCCAAUCCAAUUGGAGAAUUCAAAACAUACAAACCAGAAAAACAGCCAACCAAUGACACAUCACAAGAAUUUACAUAUCCAUGCGAUGCAGUUUUGGUAACUGUACCACUGGGAGUUCUACAAGGAAAAUCUCCAUCAAAUGUUUUCAAUUUUAAUCCUCCAUUGCCAGAAUGGAAAACUCAAGCAAUUCACAAACUAGGUUUUGGGUUACUGAACAAAAUAAUUUUAGAAUUUGAUUAUGAAUUUUGGGAAAAGAGUCACUUUUUCUUUGGAUUAACUCAUGAUAAUCCUAACGAACGAGGAUUUUGCUACUUGUUUUGGAAUUUAUAUCCUCUCACACAAAAACCAUUACUAUGCGGUCUAGUGGCUGGAAAAUCAGCAUUUGAAUUGGAAAAUGAUGCGAAUAAUUUAGAAUUUAUCAAAUCUAAGGUAAUGAAAUAUUUAAGGAAGGCAUAUCAUUGGAGUACGGAACUUCCUGAUCCUAAAAAGAUUUUGAGAACGAAUUGGUAUAGUGAUCCAAUGAGUACAGGAUCGUAUUCGUAUGUGAGAAUUGGUGCCACUGGUGAUGAUUAUGAUUUAUUGGCUGAGAGUGUGGAAGAUCGAAUCUUUUUUGCUGGUGAGCACACAAGUCGCAAAUUUCCAGCAACAGUAAUGGGAGCAGCAGUUUCUGGAUUGAGAGAGGCCGCAAAGAUUGAUGCUCAUUUUGCCAAUCUUUCGACAUGUAACAAUAGACUCACACGUUUGAAACAAUCGAAUGGAACGAAUGUGAGUAGUGGAAGUGCCUCAAAAGACUUGACCAAUAAUGGUCAUUGCAGCAAACCCGUUUCAACCAAUCACUCGAGGAAUGAGAGUAAUCAUACAACUAGCACCACCAGCAGCAGCAACAACAUCACCAGCACCACUACUACUACUACCAGCACUACAAGCACCGUUUCUUCAGAGAGCUCUCUGCUUGCCUCAAUGGUUAAAAAAUCCAAUGUCCUGACCAUUCAACCAUCAUCCUCCAGUCAAAGUCGAGGAUGGAGAAGGACUGCCAUGACACCAUCUUUACAUUCACAACAAAACGAAGUAUCUAAAUCUUCCUCACAUCAUUUAUCACCUACAACAACAGGAACGACUGCAACAACACUUCACAACACGUUGAUACCUGUGACUCCUCCAUCUUUGCACUAUGCAGCCACCACCACUACCACUCUUCCACCUCCUCAUUCAACAACUGGCAUAAUGUAUCAUGGGGUUGCACCACCACAAGUUGGAGGAACCAUUUAUGCAAAAAGUACUCCCAUACCCCCUCCACCUCCUCGUUCAGCAGGAGGAUUUUAUGCAUUGUAUCAUGCACCACAACCAACACCACCAUCUUCCACUCACCAUCCUACGACUACCUUAAUGACUCCAACCCUUUACGCCUAUCCUCCCUUCGCUGUGGUGAACACACAACCCACAGACAAAAAUCCGUUGGAUGACGUCAAAAGAAACCACCACUCCAACGUCACACGAGAAAAGGCCAAUCAAUAA